AUGGCACCGAAAGACGGUGGCGAGGCGUCUUCGAAGCUCGUUUUGUAUUCAUACUGGCAGAGCUCCUGUGCUUGGCGCAUUCGCUUCGCUUUGAACCUCAAAGGGCUUUCAUAUGAGUACAAAGCGGUGAACCUUGCAAAAGGAGAGCAGUUUACUCCAGAGUUUGAGAGGUUGAACCCUCUCCAUUUUGUUCCGGUUCUAGUUGAUGGUGAUGUUGUAGUCUCUGAUUCGUAUGCAAUCUUGAUGUAUUUGGAGGAAAAGUAUCCUCAAAGAACUCUCUUACCAGCUGAUCCCCAGCUAAAAGCCCUGAAUCUUCAGGUUGCCAGCAUUAUUAGCUCUAGCAUACAGCCUCUUCAUAUGCUGUCAAUUCUGAAAUAUCUUGAGGAAAAGGUUGGCUCAGAAGAGCGACUUCUAUUUGCUCAAACUAAUAUUGAAAAAGGUUUCCUUGCUCUCGAGAAGUUGCUGGAAGAUUUUGUUGGCAAAUAUGCCACAGGAGAAGAAGUAUACAUGGCUGAUGUAUUUAUGGCACCUCAGAUUGCUGUGGCUACAGAACGGUUUAAGAUUGACAUGUCCAAGUUCCCUACUUUAAGUAGGAUAUACGAGUCCCAGAGGGCAUUACCCGAAUUCUUAGCUGCCUCACCUGAAAGACAACCUGAUGCUGUCCAUUGA
Molecule: messenger RNA, 669 nt
Organism: Theobroma umbraticum
Lineage: Eukaryota; Viridiplantae; Streptophyta; Magnoliopsida; Malvales; Malvaceae
Product: glutathione S-transferase 2-like
Biological process (GO): L-phenylalanine catabolic process; glutathione metabolic process
Cellular component (GO): cytoplasm
Molecular function (GO): maleylacetoacetate isomerase activity; glutathione transferase activity
Source: RefSeq, a predicted model, not a curated record